Messenger RNA from Talaromyces marneffei, 2328 nucleotides. RefSeq lists its product as uncharacterized. Bases 1 to 2328 code for a protein of 775 amino acids. Gene Ontology annotation, biological process: regulation of chromosome condensation. NCBI's taxonomy places the organism in Eukaryota, Fungi, Ascomycota, Eurotiomycetes, Eurotiales, Trichocomaceae. The record is from RefSeq and is a predicted model, not a curated record. The transcript has 3 exons.
AUGGUCUCAACGGAACUCUCGGACAAGAUGGACUGGACUCUACCCGAUCGACCUCGCAGGCUAGUGACCUAUGGCAAGGCGCAUAAUCGAAUGGCGCGAUCGCAGACUUCACAGGCCCCGAAAGAACCAAACGGCAAUGUCUUGACUGCGCGACGCUCUAGGAUCACUACUCCACCCCGGAACUUGCGCGAGACUGCCAAAGACGACAAUGCGCCCGAAUCCAAAUCACCCAGUCAGAAUAGCCGAUCAAACCUUAGGUCGCCAAAACGACGAAAACUUACGCCGACUGAUGAUGGUGAGGAGGAAGAGGUGACUUCUGUGACGAUUCCUCAACAGCGGGCUCGGCGCGUUCCCGCUGUGAAAACCACAUAUGGACGCCGUGAUACACUGCGGCGCUCUGUGUCAGAUAUACCGGAUGCGACCCAUUUGGCCCAAAGCAUAGAUUCUAGGCUCAGUCUAUCACCAGACCGUUUCUCCCGCCCAUCCACGUCGAAUAAUCCCUCUUUCUCACGCAUCCAGACCGAUCUAGGGAUAACUCCCUUACGACGGCGUCUGGUUGACGCACUAGGUUCCUUCGAUGAGGACGAAGAUAACUCUGAAGUGUCUGAUAGUGAGCGUGACUCCUUGCAACAAGCAAUCGACUCUAGGAAAUCCACGGAGACCACACCGGUAGCCAGUGAUUCUCAGAGUUCGUACAACUAUGACAGUCAAAUAUCAUCAAAGUGGAACCAAAAGACCCAAGAAAUGAUCGAGGCAUCACCACAGUCAGGCAGCCCAAAAGUUACGUACGCGCGUCAACGAUCAUUCCUUCGCAACAUUGACCUCCAUGGCGAUGCUAGUGGUGAUCCCGCCGCAGAUUUUUCAACCAGUCUAUUAUCAAUGCCCUUGAAGCCUGUUUCGAAGGAUGCGACUGAGACUGAUCAAACCGAAAACUUGGGAACCAUCAGUAGUAUCCAUGAACUACGAAGGGCUGGGGUAAACGCACGGUUUCAGGGGCUUGUCGAUUCCAUCUUUGAAGACAUUGAGGAUUGCUCUGCUUCCGUCCAACGAAGCGGCUUCGUUACCCUUUGUGAGAAAUUACUCGAUGAGAAAUUCACGCAACAAUUCGUUGAAAUUGGAGGAUUUGACCGAUUAACGAAAUACAUAUCACCACAGGCUGACAAGAUUCCGGCUUUGUUAUCUUUGUAUGCCUUUGCACUAGUGCUUCGAUUAAAUCACCUUCCUUCUAGCAUUUGGUCGAGUGCUUGGUCCAAGCUCAUUACCCUGGCAUCUACGCUAUUGUCGUUGGAUGGUGCUGUCCCAAAACUUGUUUCACAACGUGGCUAUUCUCUUUCCAAGGCCAAUCAAGCAGCUAUACGUGAAAUAGCUCUUCAAUUUAGCUGUCUCUCGGGUUUGGAUGAGCGCGAAUCCUCUAGGUUAUCUCCACGUCGCCUAUUAUUACGCUGUUUAUAUUCGACUAUACGCAAAGUGCGAGAAAAGGAUAUCGCAGAAACAAUACCGGAGGAUGUUGUUUCUCAAUUGGUUAAGAUUCUAUUAGAACUCACACAAGAGGCGGAUGAUCGUGAUAUUACUACGGACAACUUCGUGCUUAUUGAAAGCAUCAUCAGCAUUUUGGAAACAUAUACAACAACCUCAGAUAUUACGGGCCAGGCGCAGCAGGAUGCUUUACUACCACUUACAGAAUCAAGCCAUUUAUUAUCCUCCUUGAGCCGCAAAACCGAUCCCCAGGAUAUCCAGCUCUUGACGUUACAUCUCAGACUUAUUUUGAAUAUUACAAAUGCUAGUACCAGUCUUUGUGAGCACUUUGCGACGCCGGAGGUCCUACACGGAUUGAUGAUCAUUGUUCUGUCAAACUACGACACGACUUCUGAAGAUCUCUUUAUCGACGAGAAGAAGGAUUCACUUGAUAUUGUCAUUCUGGCACUGGGUGCUUUGAUCAACCUUACUGAAGUUAGCGAAGCUGCGAGACGGAAUAUCGUCGUCCAGAAGGAAGGACCUCAAUCACUUCUCGAGCACCUGCUCUCGAUAUUCACCCGGGGUCUAGGCAGCGUAUCCGAGGCCAAUUCAGUGGUCCAAACACACUCGAAUGUCGCAUUCGGAUACCUUUCUAUUCUUCUGUGCACCCUGUGUCUCGAGCCAGAAGCAUACACCGUUGUCAAGAGCUCCAUGAAGGGGACGGGAUUAGCAAAAGUCCUGGCCACGGUGGAGGAGUUUCUGCAUUAUCAUCGCAAAGUCGACGAAGAGCUCCAGCAAUCGCAGUCGGUCAAGGAGUUUACCAGUCGAUUGCAGCGAAUCCUCAAUGAGAUCCACGCGAUCAGCAGCACCUAG